AUGGCUAGAGUUUGCUGGCCAUACUUUGAUCCUGAGUAUGAGAACCUGAGCACAAGAAUCAAUCCCCCAAGGGUAUCCGUAGACAACUCUAGCUGCAGUGACUGUACUCUAGUCAAGGUCGAUAGUGUCAACAAACCCGGAAUUCUGCUUGAAGUUGUGCAAAUCUUGACAGACCUUGACCUCAUAAUCACCAAAGCCUACAUCUCCUCUGAUGGCGGAUGGUUCAUGGACGUAUUUCAUGUCACCGAUCAACAAGGAAAAAAACUUGCAGACAGCAAAACCAUUGACUACAUAGAGAAGGCUUUAGGACCAAAGGGCCAUAUCACAGAUGUACUGAAGGCCUGGCCAGGAAAACGGGUUGGAGUGCACUCUGUUGGUGAUCACACAGCCAUUGAGCUCAUUGGCAGAGACCGGCCAGGCCUCUUAUCCGAGAUCUCUGCUGUCCUUGCCAAUCUUCACUUUAAUGUAGUUGCUGCUGAAGUAUGGACACACAAUAGAAGAAUAGCCUGCGUUGUGUAUGUCAACGAUAAUUCUACAUGCCAACCUGUGGAUGAUCCAAACAGAUUAUCUACUAUGGAAGAGCAGCUCAAGAACAUCCUGCGUGGGUGUGAGGAUGAUGAGAAAGUUGGUCGUACAAGCUUCUCUAUGGGGUUCACCCAUGUUGAUAGGCGGCUACACCAGAUGUUGUUUGCUGAUAGGGAUUAUGAGGGUGGUGGACUAGCAAAUGAAGUUGAUCACUAUCCUCCCUGCUUCCAACCGAAGAUCACGAUUGAGCGUUGUGAAGAAAAAGGAUACUCAGUGGUCAGCGUCCGGUGCAAAGACCGCGCAAAGCUCAUGUUUGAUAUUGUAUGCACACUCACAGAUAUGCAAUAUGUUGUUUUCCAUGCCACCAUUUCAUCUGAUGGACCGUACGCAUCACAGGAGUAUUUUAUUCGUCACAUGGAUGGUUGCACCCUUGAUACUGAAGGAGAGAAGGAGAGGGUCAUCAAAUGUAUUGACGCUGCAAUUCGGAGACGAGUAAGCGAGGAUCUAAGGCUAGAGCUAUGUGCAAAGGAUAGAGUAGGCUUGCUAUCUGAAGUAACAAGGAUCCUGAGGGAGAAUGGGUUGUCAGUAACAAGAGCAGGCGUCACAACUAUUGGGGAGCAAGCAAUGAAUGUCUUCUAUGUUAGAGAUUCUUCAGGCAAUCCAGUGGACAUAAAGACGAUCGAAGCACUUCGUAAAGAAAUCGGGCACACAACGAUGUUCAAUGUGAAGAAAGUACCAACAAGUUCUAAGGCACCUGAGACGAAGGGAUGGGGCAAGACAAGCUUCUUCUUUGGGAACUUGUUAGAGAGGUUCUUGGCUUGA
Molecule: messenger RNA, 1347 nt
Organism: Prunus armeniaca (apricot)
Lineage: Eukaryota; Viridiplantae; Streptophyta; Magnoliopsida; Rosales; Rosaceae
Source: the annotation of a GenBank genome assembly